This is a messenger RNA of Hemibagrus wyckioides, 1589 nucleotides long. It is a transcript of the gene acod1, whose product is annotated as aconitate decarboxylase 1. The transcript is spliced from 5 exons. Gene Ontology annotation, molecular function: lyase activity. NCBI's taxonomy places the organism in Eukaryota, Metazoa, Chordata, Actinopteri, Siluriformes, Bagridae. The coding region runs from base 71 to 1504 and encodes 477 amino acids. The record is from RefSeq and is a predicted model, not a curated record.
AUAGGAUGCAAACUGCUAACAUAUAAAAGGCUCGAGUUCAUUUUCAUUUCUCAGUUCUCAACCUUGCAAGAUGAUACGAAAGAGUGUUACAGAGAGCUUUGGUACAGCCAUAUCAUCUUUGACUACAGCCCAUCUUACUGAUGGAGUUAUCAGAAGAAGCAAGAGAAUGAUGCUGGACACACUGGGGGUUGGAUUACGAGGAACCAGCACCCCGGUCUUUAAUGUGGCUUUUGAGUACAGUAAGAGAUACCAAGCCCAACAGAAAAGCAGUGUGUGGGGAAGACCAGGGUCAUUUCUUCCACCUCAUUAUGCCGCAUUUGUCAAUGGGGUUGCGGUGCACUCUAUGGAUUUUGAUGACACCUGGCAUCCUGCCACUCACCCCUCUGGAGCUGUGCUGCCUGCUCUGUUUGCUCUAGCAGAGAAUCUGCAUUCUAAACCUUCAGGCUUGGACCUACUUCUGGCCUUCAAUGUGGGACUUGAAGUUCAGGGGAGAUUGAUGAGGUUUUCAGAAGAGGCUCAUAACAUCCCCAAAAGGUUCCAUCCUCCUACAGUUGUUGGAGUUAUGGGCAGUGCAGCUGCCACAGCCAAACUGAUGGGUCUGUCCACAUCACAGACUAUGGCAGCUCUUGCUAUCGCAUGUUCAUCUGCUGGUGCUCCACUGGCUAAUGCUGCUACUCAGACCAAGCCACUGCACUUGGGAAAUGCCGCUAGUAGAGGCCUGGAGGCAUCUCAGCUUGCUCUUCUUGGUCUGGAGGGCAACAAACGCAUUCUGGACCUGGAGUCAGGCUUUAGCAUCUUCUACCAAGAUUAUUUACCACGUCAUCUGGCUGAGGUUUCCCCAACUAACCAGUACAGAUGGUUGCUGGAAGAACAGGAUAUUGCAUUUAAGCGCUUUCCUGCCCACCUCGGCAUGCACUGGGUAGCUGAUGCAGCGGUAAAUGUGAGAAACAAAAUUCACACCAUACAGCCAAAUGCUGAUCUUAGUCAAAUUAAAAGGAUUGUACUGAGAGUCCCUUCAUCCAGAUACAUAGACUGUCCACUCCCAGUGACAGAGCACCAGGCUAGACACUCAUACCAAUUCAAUUGCUGCAGUGCUCUGCUCGAUGGUGAGGUCACUGUGGACUCCUUCAGCAGUAAAAUGAUGGAAAGGAAAGCACUGAAAGACCUGCUCCUCAAGGUCCAUCUGGAAAAUCCAGAAGACAAUCAGGCUAGUUUUGAAAAGAUGUACUCUGAAGUUGUGGUGGAGAUGGCAAACAGCGAAACACACACAGCACGUUGCAAUACAUUUUAUGGUCACUGGAGAAAGCCUCUCAGUCAGGAGCAUUUGAUCAGAAAAUUUAAGAAUAAUGCUUUGACUGUGCUGAGCACAGAUGCUGUAGAUAGCAUUGUGCAACUUAUUGACAACUUGGAGACAGUCACUGACUGUUCUGUCCUGUGGUCAUUCAUGCAAUUUCAUAAGCACAUAAACCACCACAAUGAAUUGUAUUAUUCAGCAUCUGCUUAAAUGAUACAUAAAAUUUAAACUUAAGUUGACUUUUGUAUGAUGUCAUGACACCUAUGUGGUAAUAUCCUUACAAUAUAGAAACUAG